This is a messenger RNA of Trichogramma pretiosum, 3824 nucleotides long. It is a transcript of the gene Eyg, whose product is annotated as zinc-finger homeodomain protein 7-like. Gene Ontology annotation, molecular function: RNA polymerase II cis-regulatory region sequence-specific DNA binding; DNA-binding transcription factor activity, RNA polymerase II-specific. Lineage: Eukaryota; Metazoa; Arthropoda; Insecta; Hymenoptera; Trichogrammatidae. The coding region runs from base 6 to 2099 and encodes 697 amino acids. The transcript is spliced from 6 exons. Gene Ontology annotation, biological process: regulation of transcription by RNA polymerase II; anatomical structure development. The record is from RefSeq and is a predicted model, not a curated record.
GCGCUAUGAUAGGCGGCAGUGGCGGCAGCGCAGGAAACAGCGGCGUAGUCGUAGCAGCGGCAGCGGCAGCGGCGAGUAAACCAGCGACACCCGCCGCGACGACUCCCAUGCUCGUGGUCGAGGAGCAGCAACGAUUGGCCAGCGCCAGUCCAGCUACUGCGCACACCCCCAACAAUCGCGAGGACUCCAACAAUAACAGCAGCAACAACAACAACAGUACCAACAACGCCGCCGGCACUACGAACGGCAACAACAACAACAACAACAGCAAUAAUGGCAGCAGCAGCAAUCACUCGAUUAUCGUCGCUUCCACGACUGCCGUCGCAGGAACGACCGCCAACACGACUGCUAGUGCCGUUUCGAGUAUAAUCAGUGAAAACAGUGGUAACGAGGAUGACGAGGACAGUAGCCGGGAAGUUAGUAAAAAGAGAGACGAUAUCGUUAAGGAGCAGCAGCAGCAGCAUCAGACGGUGCAGCAGAGCAUAGUUGCAAGACCCUGGGAGCAGCCCAGGCAUCAUCAACAGCAGCAGCAGCAGCCGCCACAUCUAUCGCGACAGCAUAUGGCAACGCUUCAACCGGGCCUCGUUGGUGAUAUUCACCACCGAGCGGCCAGUCUGAAUCUGCCCAAUGCCGCUGCAGCCGUCUUCGCCAAUAUUUUCUCGAGUGUCGGCGGUGGUGCUGGCGGUGCUGGCAGCAACAACAACAAUACCACCACCAACAACAACAACAAUAGCGUCAACAGCAACAACAACAAUAACAGCGGCAGCAGACACAGCAGCGAGUCGAGGCAACAGCAGAGACUGCUCGAGCUGCAUCACGGCAUCGGCGUGAGGUACUACAGCGAAAUAGCCAAUCACGUGCUCAAUCAGCCGGCUGUCAGUAAACUUUUCGGCACCCUCCGCCCACCGGGUCUCAUUGGCGGUAGCAAGCCUAAGGUAGCGACGCCCGCGGUUGUAUCCAAGAUCGAGCAAUACAAACGGGAGAACCCCACCAUCUUCGCUUGGGAGAUACGCGAGCGAUUGAUCUCCGAGGGUGUGUGCAGUAACGCAACGGCCCCGUCGGUAAGCAGCAUCAACAGGAUACUGAGGAAUCGUGCCGCGGAACGGGCGGCAGCGGAGUUCGCGCGAUGCGCCACUUACGUCAAUGCCUACGCCAGCAAUCCACAAGCGUAUUUGCAGCAACAGCAGCAGCAACAGAGUGCGGCCGGCCAAGCAUCGGGGGUCUCGCCCUGGCCACCGGGCACGGUUCCGAAUUCGGCAGCGGCGGCCGCGGCCGCUCACUCCUGGCUCUUUCCCGGCGGUCUCUCGGCGGCCGGCAUCACCGGGUCGGCUUCGGCCCUGCUUUUGCAGCAACCCCUACCCUCGGUAGCCGCGGCCGCGGCUGCAGCUGCGGCAGCCGCCACCAGUCCGGAGCACGCGCUGCACGCUGUCGACGCUAUCGCCAGAGGAUACUUGCAUCCAGAUGGGGACGGUGACGACGGCAGUUUGGACGGUUCGGAGCAACCAAAAUUUCGACGUAAUCGAACGACUUUUAGCCCGGAACAGCUGGAGGAAUUAGAAAAAGAGUUCGAGCGAUCUCACUACCCGUGCGUCUCGACGCGAGAACGACUCGCAUCGAAAACAUCGCUAUCAGAGGCAAGAGUGCAGGUAUGGUUUUCGAACAGACGUGCCAAGUGGCGCCGGCAUCAGCGCAUGAACCACUUGAAACGUUCGCCGCCCCAUCAUCACCAUCAUCAUCCACAGCUUCAUCAUCAUCAGAAUCCGCUGAGCUCUCUGAGCCCGGUGUCAGCGCCACCGCCGGCCGCGGUGUUGGCGGGCGCGACUACGCCUCAAGCGCCACCGCAUCAGCCGUCACAAUCGAGGCUCGGUAGCGGCGAGAAGAGCGCCUUCAAAACCGUGGAGAAAUUUCGACCCAGCGCCUUCCGAGCCAUCGACGAUCUCAUCGGCUCGAGGGAAGAGUCGAGGAUCGAGCGUCGGAUGGACAAAAUGGACGUCGACGACGACGAGGACGAGGAGAUCCAAGUGCAAGACUCGCCGAACUCGUGGCACGAUCGGUGGCCGGAGCAGCAGCCCCUCGAGCUCACCAAACACGACCGUUGAUGUGCUUCAUGAAAAUGUAUUAAAAAUACAUUUUCCCUCUUUAGUGGUUCGAAACUCCGCGUGAAUGUGGGUAUAAACAAGUGGAACUUAAAUCAUAGUAUGUACAUAUCUGUACAAUACCGCGAUGAUUGCUUUACAAUUGAGGUGUGUGGUUUCGUUUACGGAUAUACCUAUACUUUAUUAUAAGUAAAAUUUAGGCACACUUUUCAUGAAACCAAAUUCGUGAGAUGUGUGAUGUUUCCCGAGUGAUACUUUUAUCUCGCCUUUUUCAGAAGUCGUCUUGUUCAAAUCGCAGCUCCGAACGGAAGUAUUACUAUCUCGUUACUGUUAGUGUCUAAUUGUGAAGACUCUUUCUACAAUAUUUAAUAUUAUUUUUAUCGAUGAUGUAAUUACAACUGAAUUACGCAAUAAUUAAUUUGUAUAAAUGCAAACUGCUGCUAUUGAUGUUGCAUAAUAAGAGCGAAUUGAAUCAAUCAAUUCGAUAUAGAUUUGAUAAAUUUAUGUUCGAGUAAGCUUCAAAGACUGUCUUUCAUUGACUCUUUUUCAUACGUUACGUGAUUUCAAUUUGCGGCUCGUGCGUUAAUGUGCGAAAAAUUCAAUGAGUUCAUCGACCGGGAAAUCGCGUCGUCUCGAUAUAACAAAGGAGUUCAAAACUAGUCCCAAAUAGACAAAAAGUAAAUAAGAAUGAUUAUCGAGAGGUGAAUAUAAUCGAAAAUUGCGUGUUAAUUUCACACGGAUUCAGAAAGAAAAAUGUUUAUAUGUGAAAAGUAUAAAGAUACACAAGCCACGCAACUUUUGUCAGUUCGAAACUUCGAGAUUUUGAACAAGUUGUGUUCGUUCAUUGAAAUACUUAUUAUUAUUUGUUUUUUUAGCAAAUGACUAAAUGCACACGAUUUAAAAAUCAUUAGCAAAGAUUUAUAAAUAUAUAUUAUACAUAGACAAAAAUAUAUUAUAAUUAAACCGUGCUGUCUUAAGGGCUUAUAAGUAUCUUGAAAUUAAAUUUUUUUAUUGCUUUUUUAGUUGGAUUCUUCUUGUCAUUUGAGAAGAUCUUGUUUGAGUUUAAUUUUUUAUAACUAUUCAUCAAGAUUCAACAGUUUCCGUAAAAUAUUUAGUGUUCAUGAAUCGAUUGAUCCCCUUCUCUAACAUUUUCUGGCAAUUCAUCUUUUUUAAAAAUUCAUUCACCUGUCGUAAUAUUGAGAACCAACCAUUUGAGCUACAGCAUCCAGGUGGUGUAUUCUUCGGAACAUCAAUGCUUAUCGCCACAACCUCGGGCGAAGUGGUUGAACCCGUAAAUCGUUCUGCACAAAACACUUAAGUAUGAUUUUAUUUUUCUUUAUUUUUUGUGAUCUCCAUCGUGAAAUUAUUCAUCCGGAGUGACCUAUGGCUACGAUCCCUUUGCCCGAAUUCGCGACCAUGAUGUCCGCAAUGAUAUUCCGCAAUGACGUUAAAUUUUACUAAAGAAGUAAUUUGAGAAAUUCGAUUUGAAGAUGCCUGUAAGCCCUUAAAUAAAUAUUCUUAGGAUUGAAUUAUACAUAAAUUAUAAAUACAUAAAAAUAUCGACAUAAUAUAUGUGGAAGAAAAGGCUACUGAUUCUAUGUGUAAAUUUCGUGCUUGUUUUUUUGUACAUAUUAUAAUAUAAUAUAAUGAUUAUACUCAUAUCAAUACCAAUUGGUCAACAUUUGUCAUUGUAUAAAAGAGAAGAAAUUUAUUAAACAAAACACGAAA